AUGACGACUGACUUGAUCAUAGCGAAAAUUCACGGCUACGACUACAAACUAGCCACCAUGAAAGGAAACUCCACGCAAAGACAUGCGACAUGGUGUAAAGUCGCGGCUAUGAAAGAAGCAAUUGAUCACUACCAGUUUGUCGUCUUCGUAGACGCAGAUAUAGUCUUCCCCCAUCUACACGUGCCACUUGAAUGGCUUCUCAACUACUGGGAUAUCAACCCCGAGACUCUGAUUGCCAUGGCAUGGGAUCCAGAAGCGGAUAUAAACAACGACGACAGAGGCCAAACGUUUUUGAACAAGGGAUUCAUAAUUGCGCAACAGAGUGCUCGCACGAAAGAACUGCUCGAGGCGUGGGAUGAUUGUGUGAAUGGAUCUCGGUAUCCAGAGUGCCCUCAGUGGAGUAAACGAUGGCCACAUGAACAGGGAGCAUUUGGGAAUUAUCUUCGGUAUGACUUUGACCGAAUAGAAGAUGUGAAGGCGCUGUCUUGUGAAGAAGCAAAUGGGUCUCCCGAGGUGGCGCAUACUGGGUGCGUUGGAAAACUUGUGCGCCACUAUUGGAAUGAUAAGCAUUUGGCGUCGGCCAGAGUGCAGGAGAUUACUAUGCAGUACUUUAUGCCACGCCUGCAUGACGAGUUCUUGCAGGAAUACAAGAGAGUCGAAGUAAUGUGGGAUUGA
This is a messenger RNA of Penicillium verhagenii, 675 nucleotides long. RefSeq lists its product as uncharacterized. NCBI's taxonomy places the organism in Eukaryota, Fungi, Ascomycota, Eurotiomycetes, Eurotiales, Aspergillaceae. Gene Ontology annotation, cellular component: Golgi membrane. The record is from RefSeq and is a predicted model, not a curated record. The transcript has a single exon. Gene Ontology annotation, molecular function: glycosyltransferase activity. Gene Ontology annotation, biological process: protein N-linked glycosylation. Bases 1 to 675 code for a protein of 224 amino acids.